UUGAAUUUCCAGAUCUUUCUGAAAAUUCAACUUUACAUUUAAAGCAAAUUGGGUUAUUUGGUGAUGGCUUGUUUGAUAAAAUUAUAUCUGUUUCUUGUAUUGAGGGUGAUGCGGCAUUGGUUUCUAAUAUUGAAGUAUUUGGUUCUGAUAUUGACGUUGGUGAACUGGUAUUUAUCUCUAACGUUGAAGGUGGUGAACUAGUAUUUAUUUCUAAUGGUGAAGAUAGUG
This is a messenger RNA of Dentiscutata erythropus, 228 nucleotides long. Lineage: Eukaryota; Fungi; Glomeromycota; Glomeromycetes; Diversisporales; Gigasporaceae. The record is from the annotation of a GenBank genome assembly.